This is a messenger RNA of Vicia villosa (hairy vetch), 1172 nucleotides long. Its product is annotated as phosphoenolpyruvate carboxylase kinase 1-like. The transcript has 2 exons. Lineage: Eukaryota; Viridiplantae; Streptophyta; Magnoliopsida; Fabales; Fabaceae. The record is from RefSeq and is a predicted model, not a curated record. Gene Ontology annotation, biological process: intracellular signal transduction; peptidyl-serine phosphorylation; protein autophosphorylation. The coding region runs from base 63 to 887 and encodes 274 amino acids. Gene Ontology annotation, cellular component: nucleus; cytoplasm. Gene Ontology annotation, molecular function: ATP binding; calcium/calmodulin-dependent protein kinase activity; calmodulin binding.
CUAACCAUAACUCACAAUAACUCAUAACUCCAAAAUCAAAAUCAAAAGAAAAAAGUGUUGAAAUGUGCGAAACCCUAAAAACCAACUACCAACUCAGCGACGAGAUCGGACGUGGGCGUUUCGGCACCAUCUACCGGUGCUUCCACCCUAGCUCCGCCGUGCCUCACGCCUGCAAAGUCAUCGACAAAUCUCUCCUCUCCGAUUCCACCGAUCGUGAGUGUCUCCAGAACGAACCGAAAUUCCUCUCUCUCCUCUCGCCUCACCCUAACAUCCUUCAAAUCUUCGACGUUUUCGAAAACGACGAGUUCUUAUCCAUCGUGUUAGAGCUUUGUCAGCCUCUCACUCUCCUCGAUCGCAUCGUUUCGAAUCCUGUCACCGAACAACAAGCGGCGUCUCUCAUCAAAAAGCUUCUUGAGGCCGUUGUUCACUGCCACCGUCUCGGUGUCGCGCACCGUGACAUCAAGCCGGAUAACAUUCUCUUUGAUUCUAACGAUAAUCUGAAAUUAGCCGAUUUCGGUUCGGCGGAAUGGUUCGGCGACGGCAGAACCAUGAGCGGUGUUGUUGGAACGCCGUAUUACGUGGCGCCGGAGGUUCUUUUGGGAAGAGAUUACACAGAGAAAGUUGAUGUGUGGAGUGUUGGUGUGAUACUGUACAUAAUGUUGAGCGGGAUUCCUCCUUUUUACGGAGAUUCCGCCACCGAAAUUUUUGAAGCGGUUAUUAGGGCGAAUCUGAGGUUUCCGUCUAGAAUCUUCCGUUCCGUUUCAUCAUCUGCCAAGGAUCUGUUGAGAAAAAUGAUUUGCAGAGAUGCUUCCAGAAGAUUUUCUGCAGAACAAGCAUUGAGACACCCUUGGAUAGUGAGUGGAGGAGAAACAACUGAUCAGAACUGAGAAAAUAGAAGUAAUAGAAAAUUUGGCUACCGGAGGCAGAGGAAACAGAGCACGUUCGUGUAGAUUCCGAUGAAGCGAUCGAGUAGUUUUUUUUUUUUUUUUGAAGAUGAGUUUAGGAAAAAAUAAAUUUAGAAGGUAGAUAGUUUUAUUAGGAAUCAAACUCUUUUUUUUCUGUUUUACAAUAAAAUAGAGUUUGAGUCUGUAGAUCUGGUUUUGUAUAAUACUACUACGGUAUCCAUGGUUUUGAAUGUUUAGUUCUUUUUUAAUAUAUUUUGAAUUUAUUUA